This is a messenger RNA of Cyphellophora europaea CBS 101466, 954 nucleotides long. RefSeq lists its product as uncharacterized. The transcript has a single exon. The coding region runs from base 1 to 954 and encodes 317 amino acids. NCBI's taxonomy places the organism in Eukaryota, Fungi, Ascomycota, Eurotiomycetes, Chaetothyriales, Cyphellophoraceae. The record is from RefSeq and is a predicted model, not a curated record.
AUGGGCUUGACCAAGUUCAUCGCACAACCAUAUGCAGUUGAGCGCGAACGUAUCACUUCGGCUCUCGCGUGUUUCCCGAACCUAACAUCCAUCUCGAUUCUGCGGCAGACUGAUCCGGCUCGCAAUCACGCCCCAACUUGGAUGGUCAGGGAGAUCCUUAUCUGGAUUGCGAGGCAUUUGUCCAGGCUCCAGUACAUGCGCAUAGACUACGAUGGGUAUCCACUCGAUCAUUUUGCGCAUCUUCCGUCUCUACGCACGCUACAGCUCUCGGGAUUUUCAGAUACCGCCCCGAAGCACGCCCAACAAAGUCUGCGAUCCCUAAUGAACCUCCAGGAAUUACAUAUUAUUCCCGCUGGCUACAUCAUGCGUCGACCGUAUUUCAAAUGCCAGCAACCGAAGCAGUCAGUAACGGCAGCGCUGAUUCAAAACCUUAAGCCCCUGAGAGUCCUGACGCUCUGCGAGCCACCUGAACGUCAAGCUAACAGCGAAGCGUUCCUCACACCGUUGAUGAUGAAAGCAGUUGGCUCAGCGCACGGUCAGAGCCUCGUCGAGCUGCGCAUCUGUUCACUGCAUGCAUUGUCAGGCGCUACACUGAGCAUGCUCUCUGCCCUGCUAACAACGGCCACUAGGCUCCGGGCUCUUGGUCUAACAUUCCCAGACAUGCUGGUGGACCUCCUGGAUGCCCUUCCCGAGACCGUCAUAUUGCUCGAGCUCCUGGUCCGAGAUGCGGUAGAGGCCCUCAUUAUGCUAGACAGGCUGAAUGCGUUACCCAGCACGUCCUUACAGCGAAGACGAGUCAAGUUCCUCACUGCCAGCUCUGCUAUUAAUGCCACGGGGUUGGCAUCUACGAAAUUGCCGAUCUGCCAAGUUGAAGAAAUGUGUCACGUCUCACGCAGAGCGCAUUCGGAUUGGACGGUCAGCUGGGGAGUGUGGCGGCCUUUCUCUGAUGCUUGA